AAAUGGAAGAAACGUUACUUUGUCCUGUCCAAACCGGCCCAGAGUCUACCAGGAACUUACCACCUCAAUUACUACAGUGAUGAAAACCUGAAGCGUGUCCGCGGGACGAUCGAUCUUGAACAGUGCGCGGAAAUCAUUGAAUCUCUAGACUCAGACCAGUUUCAGUAUCUGUUAGCAAUAAAAACAACGUUUAAGGGAAAAGAUCGGACAUAUUUUCUUGCUACUGAUACGGAAGAACAGAUGUCCGCGUGGGUUCGAAACCUGUGUAGCGUAUGUGGAAUGAAACCUGAUGAGUCAGGUUUUGUUGAGGUAGAGAAACACCAUCCCGCAAGCACCUGUACGAGAGAUGCUCCGACCAGACCUGCUCAAACUUUACAACCCCAUUCAACUCUUCCUGCAUCUGCUGUAGGGAUAAUGACAAAACCGCCAAAUAAUGUAAAUCUAAGUUCAUCAGUGGGGUCAAGGUCAUCCCCAUCAUCAAGGUCAAGGGGUGCACCAGAAAGAAAGCAAAAACCAAAUGAAACUGUGACUGAUCGUGAUUCUGAAUAUAUUCCUUUGGAAACGUGCACAUCCGGUCCGUCAAUUAAAAGACCAAAUCGCCAGUUAAGUGUUGACAGUGUACCGGAUGAGCCUGCCCCUCCCCCACCCAUUAAAGGAAAUUCAGAAUUUGAUAAUGACGUUUUUCAUCCUAAUCAGACAUACGAUGUUCCACCAAGUUCAGAACAGCACGAUGUUUAUGAUGUUCCGCCGUCAUCAAUGUUACACGAAGAAGAUGAUUUAUACAAAGUUCCACCCGCACGGCCACCUGUUCACGACCCACAGGAAAUGUAUGAUAUCCCUCCACUAUCAAAAAAUAGUCCUAGUACUCCUCGUUCUUCCAGUAGUGAUAGCCAUAAGGCUGAUUCAGCGUACUCUUCGCAAGGAUUAAUGUACGAUAUACCGCCGAUAAGACCUGAUGGACAAAAUUUGGAUGAAGUUUAUGACAUACCACCUAGUCAUUCACAUAAUGUUUCCAUGGACGACGUACCACCGUCACGUCCGCCUAAACCAGGUCAUUUACUAAGCUCACAAGAACCAUAUAUGAAUGUUCCAACAAACAGUCGGGCUUAUUCAGAUAAAGUGGAUAUUAAUUCUGUUGUAAGCCCUGCCACUGCAGGUAUGGCUAGAAUCGAUCUCACAGAAAUGUACGAUUUUCCAAGAUCUAGGUCGGACAACCAAGGAAAUUAUAAUAACUUAAGUAACAUAGAUACAAGUGAUCAACUUUUAACUCAAACACCACCCCCACCUAGUAAGUGUGUAUCACGUACACAUAUAUAUAAUAAUGCAAAGGAAGGGGUAGUGAUAGAGCAAGAUGUUUAUUUGACAAUGGACCCAGUUCUAGGGGUGGGGGACAAUGUUCCCCAACCACGAGAAUCAAGCAGUACUGAUGAUGUGGAAUACACUGAUAUGGCUGGACAUAGCUCGUUUGAUGAUUCUUUCGAAGGACGGGGGCAGCAGUUAUACGAUCAUCCGCCCCCGUCAAGACCAGCAAUGCCUCCACCUAGACCUCUUAGAUCAACAAUAAAUUCUGAGAAACAAGAUACUUACUCUAUAACUAGUUCAGCAAGGACCAGAAGCUUUAAGAGGAAAGGCAGUUCACCACUUGUCCAGAGAAAAAGUCCUCAAACUAAACCGAAGUCAAACUUAGCCAAGCCAACUCAGUCAAGUGUGCCAUUGCCACAACGAGUAGAUAGACAUCCUGAUUUCUCAACUAGUGAUGAAGAUGAUGAUGAAAUGGGAUCAGCGGAUGUAUGGGGGACAACUCCACCUGCUCCUGGUAACAAAGACACGGAACUUAAAUAUGUAGAUCUUGAGCACGAUGACCCAGUGGACAAUGAACCAAUGAGAUCCCCCCACGGAGCCACAGGGGGUAUUACGCCAACGGAAUAUCAUGAAAUUGACUUUGUGAGAACUGAUGCUUUAAGAAAUGUUAUAGAGACUGUUUCGGAAGAAAGAAGCAAUCAAAGAAUAGUUAAUAGUUAAUAUUUGAUUGUUCUGAUUUGAUUUAUUUUGAAACAAAAUUAAACAGCCCAGUAAAAGUCCAUCUAGGAAAGACAGCAUGUUAAAAGAGUUUAGCCUGUAUUUUACCAUAUGUUAAUUUUGAACUUGUUUGUUCUGUUCGGUUAAUUAUGUUUGGAUAUUUUUUUCAGUAAUUUGUGUCAACUUUGUGUGCAGCAGCUGUAUUUGUAUAUUAAAAUGCAUGUACUGUACAAUAGUCAGGCACUGAGGUGUGAUAUUUUUACCAGACAUGAAUAUUUGAGCCGCAUCAUGACAAAACCAACAUAAAUGGUUUGCGACCAGCAUGGAUCCAGACUAGCCUGCACAUCCACGCAGUCUGAUCAGGAUCCAUGCUGUUCGCUAUCAGUUUCUCUACUUGUAAUAGAGUUGUAAGCGAACAGCAUGGAUCCUGAUCAGACUGUGCAGAUGCACAGGCUGGUCUGGAUCCAUGCUGGUCGCAAACCCAUCAUGUUGGUUUUGUCAUGGCACAGCUCAUAUUCUUAACAGUACCUGGACAAUAUUCCCUCCCGUAAAAUAUCCCCCACUCAUUCAUUUUGACUGAUUUUAACAAAAUUAUAUUCUCAUGUGUACAAUAUUUCAUUUAAAAAACCUAAGCAACAUCAAAAUGUCUAUAAACUUUGAUAUGCUGCACAAUAAACAGAUGUAAUAAAACUGUUAUAUAUUAUAAUUGCCAAAGAGAACAUAAUUUAAUUAUUUCUGUCAAAGCAGUCAAUGAAAAACUGUAUUUAUUGGUUGUAAACUACAAAAGGGAGAAAUUAAAUUUUCCAUCCUUUCAAAAAAUAAAGUUGGGAAAUGUCCGAUGUGAGAAAAAAGUGCGAAAUUGUCUUUAAAAUAAAAAAAAAGAUGGUGGUAUUUUAAUAGGUACCGUAAAAUUCCUAUUUAACGCCCCCGGGGGCUAAACAUUUUCCAAAAGAGGGGCUAUUAUUACAGCACAGUUUUUCCUUAAUCCAAAAAUCACUGUAAAUACAUUUAAUGUUAGGAAGUGUUGGUAAUAACAUUAAAUAGUAUUAGGGUUUUAAAGUUCAUAUUAUACAUAUUUGUGUUUACUAUAAAAUAAAAUGGAUUCUGAAUGAUUUGAAUAAAAUUAUGGCUUUUAUUAUGAGUUCAGCACUGAUGAGUAGAUUGUUUUCCUUAUCAAAAGGCUUUGGGGGGGGCCAUUAUUAGGGGAGGGGCGUUUAUUAGGAAUUUUAUGGUAAUGAAAUGAAAAUCAGUCAAAAUGAUUGAAUAGGGGAUUUUCCAGGGAGGGGAUUGUCAAAGUUUCAUAUAUUUACAAAAAUAUGUUCUAAAUUAUUUUAUCAUAAACUUGAGUUUUUAUGAUUUUCUUUUAACAUUAGUUUCAAUUAGAUAUAAUAUAAUUUAAGAUUGAUAUAUUAAAAUAUAUUAUUCAUUGUAAAGUAACUAACUAACUCUCAAAAUAUACCUAUUAACAUGUA
Messenger RNA from Ruditapes philippinarum (Manila clam), 3491 nucleotides. Its product is annotated as GRB2-associated-binding protein 1-like. The record is from RefSeq and is a predicted model, not a curated record. NCBI's taxonomy places the organism in Eukaryota, Metazoa, Mollusca, Bivalvia, Venerida, Veneridae.